AUGCCAUGCCACCACACGUGUGCCAACAGACGAGCAUACCUGACGCUAACUGAUCACGACAUACCGCUCAAAGCACAAAUCGGAAUCCGUGACGUUUGGAAAAAGGAGGAUGGCGCACUCCAAACGGCCAUCAGGAAGCUCGAAGAAAUCUUGGGCCACGAGGUGGACGCUGAGCCCGAAUGGCAUCUUUUGAUCGCCGAGCUUGACUCCUAUUAUCCCGACAAACUGGACCUCGUGGCUAGCGUCACCGGGUGCGUUCUAGUAUGGGUCAAGAGCAUGAUCGAGCUUUUGGAUGACUCUGAACACGAAGCAUGGGGGGAGCAGUUGCUGGAAAAGGUCCCCUCUCGCCUCAGGAUCUUUAUAGCCGUUGCGGACUCGGACAAGGCCGCCACGUCGUGGUCGGAGCAGCGGCGAGGAUUUGUCGUCUCUCUUCCCAAGAAACAGGCCUUUCAGCUUCAACCAACCGAACUGUUUCCCAUCUUUCGUGGCAACCUCCUUACUUGCUUCGAUACCGACAAGAAGCAAACCGAGCUUCCGGUUCGGGAUGCCCAGGCCAUCACGACACCUGGAGACGACUGGGCAGAGGUAGAGGUCAAUGUCGACGCCUCCAAGCCACGAGCAAAGGUCGAGUUUCUUCCCGACGCGGCGUCUCUACCACGCCCCGACCAGCUGUUUCUUCGACCGCCCUAUUACCUGACCAUGACGGCAAGCACCAAGAGGAUCGAGUUGCACUGCAGCCACAGCCCUACCCUUCAGUUCUUGUCGGAGUAUCUGCAACGCUGGUGUCGGGUCAAUCGCCAUGAUACCACCAAUCCUCCAGCUGUCCAGAUAACGCUCCAUCAGUCUGCGUUCGGGCUGGGCGAAAUGUUCAACUCGCUCGUCCUUAGCACGGAGCACACCCGGUACACAAACGAGUUCCAAGUGACGGCGCCCAUGGUUGCUGCUUUGAUCGAGAGUGUGCUGGGAUACGAGCUGUUGCCGGCACUGGGUGGUUGGAGCUUUCGGAGGGAUGUUGAGUUCAAAACGCUGUGA
This is a messenger RNA of Podospora bellae-mahoneyi, 1032 nucleotides long. RefSeq lists its product as uncharacterized. The record is from RefSeq and is a predicted model, not a curated record. Bases 1 to 1032 code for a protein of 343 amino acids. NCBI's taxonomy places the organism in Eukaryota, Fungi, Ascomycota, Sordariomycetes, Sordariales, Podosporaceae. The transcript has a single exon.